Molecule: messenger RNA, 1218 nt
Organism: Sinocyclocheilus rhinocerous
Lineage: Eukaryota; Metazoa; Chordata; Actinopteri; Cypriniformes; Cyprinidae
Product: E3 ubiquitin-protein ligase TRIM39-like
Exons: 7
Coding region: 1-1191 (396 amino acids)
Molecular function (GO): protein binding; zinc ion binding
Source: RefSeq, a predicted model, not a curated record
AUGGAGAUUAAUACCACACUCCGAGAGCUCGUAGAUCACUAUAAAGUAAAAAGUGCUGUGAAAAAUCUGGAGGACUAUAUAUGUCAGAAACACGAGAGACCUCUGGAGCUGUUCUGUAGAGAUGAUCAGACGUGUGUGUGUCUGAUGUGUGCUGUGAAAGAACACAAGACCCACAACACUGUUUCUUUAGAAGAGGAGAGUGAAGAGAAGAAGACUCAACUGAUGAAGACACAGAAAGACGUGCAGCAGAUGAUUCAGCACAGAAUCAAGAAGAUUCAAGACAUCAAACAUUCAGCAGAAGUCAGAAAAAGAUUUUAUACUGAAGUGCUGGAGAUGAUUGAGGAGCAGCAGAAAGCAGCAGAAAAAGAGGAGCAAGAGCUCAUUGAAGAGCUGGAGCAGGAGAUCACUGAGCUAAAGAUUAGAAACACUGAGCUGGAGCAGCUCUCACACACUGAAGAUCACCUCCACCUCCUACAGAGUUACUCAUCCCUGUGCAGCCCUGAAAACACCAGGAACUGCUCUGAGAUCAGUGUGAAGACUCAUGAGAGUCUGGAGACUCUGAGCAGAGCUCUGACUAAACUGCAGGACACUCUAAACAGCAAACUCAUUCAAACUAAGCUGAAGUGGAUGCAGCAGUAUGCAGUGGAUGUGACUCUGGAUCCUGAUACAGCUCACCCAAACCUCACUCUGUCUGCUGAUGGAAAACAAGUGAGACAUGGAGACACUGAGCAGAAACUACCAGACAAACCAGGGAGAUUUGAUUUCCUUGUAAGUGUCCUGGGAAAGGUGGGAUUCUCCUCAGGGAGAUUUUAUUUUGAGGUGCAGGUGAAGGGAAAGACUAACUGGAACUUAGGAGUGGCCAGAGAAUCUAUGAACAGGAAAGGAGAUAUCAAACUGAUUCCCAGUGAUGGAUACUGGACUGUGGUUCUGAGGAAUGGGAAUGAAUAUUGGGCCUAUGCUCAUACUGACGUCUCUCUGUCUCUGAGAGUGAAGCCGCAGCAGCCCGGUGUGUUUGUGGAUUAUGAGGAGGGUCUGGUCUCCUUUUAUGAUGUGGAGUCCAGCUCUCAUAUCUACUCUUUCACUGGUCAGUCUUUCACUGGGAAACUCUAUCCAUAUUUUAGCCCAUGCCUUAACAAUAGAGGUACAAACUCAAUCCCACUGAUCAUCACACCUGUCAGUUACAAUAAAUGAAUGUACACCCCUAAUAUGUUUUAGAGU